Mesocricetus auratus (golden hamster) is the source of this 6809-nucleotide messenger RNA. Its product is annotated as zinc finger protein 568. Gene Ontology annotation, biological process: negative regulation of transcription by RNA polymerase II. The transcript has 10 exons. The record is from RefSeq and is a predicted model, not a curated record. Lineage: Eukaryota; Metazoa; Chordata; Mammalia; Rodentia; Cricetidae. The coding region runs from base 709 to 2730 and encodes 673 amino acids. Gene Ontology annotation, molecular function: RNA polymerase II cis-regulatory region sequence-specific DNA binding; DNA-binding transcription repressor activity, RNA polymerase II-specific.
GCGCAUUGGGAAUGGCGAUCAGGGAAGAAUGAGCACCCUGCCCAGAUCUCUCACCUCAGAGAGAGUUCGUGGACAGAGUUCUGCAGUCACCACCUGACAAGUGACAGGAGUCCCAUGGAAACUCGCAAGAUGCCACAUACAUUCAGGCACAGUCGCUUAAGCCACAACUCCACUGUGACCAGACGGUUCACGCUCUCACGGGAAAGCCUAUUAGAACGUAUUGCAGACGACCCACAAAAACGCCCUCAGGGCGCCUGCUCGCACAGUGCCAAGGCUCCAGCUCGCACAAGCCUGCCCUGUUCUCCACGCUCUUCUUUCUAGGCUGUCUUUGCCCGGCUCGUCUAACGGUCCCGCCAGAUCCUGCGAAAGGCACGAUCGGCCGCUAGGCUUUCUGGGAAAUGUAGUUCACAAAGGUUUCUCAUGAGAAUAGUAUCAGCUGAGCCCGUUAACUCAUCUGUCCAGCUUGACUGUUACUAGGUUUACAGGUCCUACCUCCCCCACACUGAGACACAUCUGUGGUGUGAGUCUGAAGCCUGGGGACAGGUGUCUGCCAUGGGAGGAGACCUUCUGACCUGAGCCCCGCACCAGAAGCUUGAGAACCCUGGGUGGGAGUGGACUCUGACCCGCACACCAUCUUGACCAGUCCUUCCCGAGCCGGCAAGACCCAAAUGACAUCUCAGCCUUGAAAUAGCAGCAGCAGUGUGUGACAUGGAGCAGGUGACCCGGGGAAGAGCUUGGUGUUCCAAGGACUCUGCACUUUGCCAGGAGGAAGAGGACGUGACCAGACUUUAUAAAACAGUGACAUUCAAGGAUGUGGCUGUGGACCUCACCCAGGAGGAAUGGCAGCAAAUGAAGCCUGCCCAGAGGAACUUGUACCGAGAUGUGAUGCUAGAGACCUAUAGCAACCUAGUGACAGUAGGUUACCAAGCCACCAAGCCAGAUGUCAUCUUCAAGUUGGAACAAGAAGAGGAGCCGUGGGUGCUGGAGGAGGAAAUGUUUUGGAGACAUUCUCCAGAAGCCAGAGGAGGAGGAAAGAAGAGUUUUACAUCGAAAGACAUGACCAAGGGCUUGGACUUCAAAGAUGUGGUCAUUUACUUCUCUCGAGAGGAGUGGGAGUGCUUGCACCGUUCCCACAGAAGUUUGUACCAGGAUGUAAUGUUGGAGAAUUAUAGCAACCUGCUUUCGCUAGGUCUUGCUGACACUAAGCCAAGAGUGAUCUCCCUUUUAGAGCAGGGGAAGGAGCCCUGGAUGGUUAUGAGGAAUGAGACAAAAGAAUGGCUUCCCGAUUGGGUGUCUGGAAGAGAAGGCAAGAAUUUACUUCCAAAGGAUGGCUACAAAAUUAAAUCAUGGCAACAAAAGAUGGCAAAAAAACAUACACACCCCAACAUUGAGGACAGCAGGGCCAGAGGUAAUAGACAAGCCACAGGCCAGCUGGAGAGGCAGCAAGACCCUCAGGAGGGACAUUUGAGACAAGCUGUAGUGACCUCUGUCGAGAGGCCCAGUUCCAUCCAGUGCACAGUCCACAAAGAUGCUCACCCUAGAGAAAAACCCUGUGAAUGCAAGAAAUGUAAGAAAACAUUCAUGUGCCAGUUAUGUCUCACUGAACAUGAGCAAAUUCACAAUAAGGAAAAAAGCAUUGAGUGUGUACAGUGUGGGAAAGUCUUUAACUGUAGGUCAGACUUAAUCAUGCAUCAGAGACUUCAUGACAGCAAAAAAGGCAAUGAAAAUAAGAAAAGUGUCCUUGUUUGUGGUUCUGAUGUUUUGAAACCUCAGAGUACUCACAGUAGUGAGAAACCUCAUAAGUGUAAGGAAUGUGGGAAAGGUUUCCAUUCUACCUCACAGCUCAGUCACCAUCAAAAGUUGCAUAUAGGCGAGAAGCCCUACAAGUGUAAGGAGUGUGGGAAGGCUUUUCCGUCUAUUGCCCAGCUUAGUCUUCACCACAGAGUUCAUACUGACGAGAAGUGCUUUGAAUGUAAGGAGUGUGGGAAAGCCUUCACCCGCCCCUCACAUCUUCUUCGUCACCAGCGAAUCCACACUGGUGAGAAGCCGCAUAUGUGUAAGGAGUGCGGGAAGGCCUUUCGUUACGACACGCAGCUUAGUCUCCAUCAGCUGACUCACGCUGGGGCGAGACGCUAUGAGUGUAAGGACUGUGACAAAGUGUACAGCUGUGCCUCACAGCUCACCCUCCAUCAGAUGGUUCACACUGGGGAGAAGCCCCACAAGUGUAAAGAGUGUGGGAAAGGCUUUAUCUCUGAUUCACAUCUGCUUCGACAUCAGAGCGUUCAUACCGGCGAGAAGCCCUAUAAAUGUAAGGAGUGUGGCAAAGGCUUUCGUCGUGGCACAGAGCUUGUCCGACAUCAGAGAGCCCAUACUGGGGAGAAACCCUAUAAAUGUAAGGAGUGUGGAAAGUCCUUUACUUGUACCACAGAGCUCCUUAGACAUCAGAAAGUUCACACUGGUGAUAGGCCCCACAAAUGUAAGGAGUGUGGGAAGGCUUUCAUUCGAAGAUCAGAGCUAACACAUCAUGAAAGAAGCCACAGCGGUGAAAAGCCCUAUGAGUGUAAGGAAUGUGGGAAGACCUUUGGCCGUGGCUCUGAGCUCAGUCGACACCAGAAAAUCCAUACUGGUGAGAAGCCCUAUAAGUGUAAGCAAUGUGGGAAAGCCUUCAUUCGUGGCUCUCACCUUACCCAGCAUCAGAGAAUUCAUACGGGACAGAGGAGGAGUGAAUGAAGAAACACUGCCAUCAGAAAGUUCAUACAGUUACAAAUUCUUAUGAUGGCUAACAAAUUGGGAAAGCGACAUCAAAGGGUUUCUCAUUAGCACUAGAAUCCAUACUCAGAGACUAAGUAGGGCCACAAAUGAUUGGACACUUGUCAUCAGUGAGAAACCUUACAAUUACAGAAAUCGGAGGUGACUUAAUUGUUCCAAAAUUUAUCUCAAGGCUUUAGUUUAUGAAAAAUUGGAAAGUUCAUGAACGUAAAGAAAGUAGGAAUGUUCUUCCAGUGACCCAGAGCCAGAUAUGCCUCAGGGAAUUCACACCAGGGACAAACUGAGGAGGCAGUAACAUCAGAGAAAUUAGCUGUUAGCCCUCAGAGGAAAGAUUCAUAGUCACUACAAAUGGGAUCUUUCAUACUUAAGGCCACACUUGUGUUAGAAAAAAAAUGCAGCACAUUUUUCGUUCUUCUCAAAUUUUAUGAAAUACUUUUGAAUUGAUUCUAUAAAAUGAACUUCAACUGAGGAAGUGUGGGGAAGAACUUAACCACGUCUACUUUUUAUUCACCCUCACCUACCCCAGAGUUCGGGCAGGGUAAAUUGCUUACUGACUUUUAAAUUCUCUUAUAAAUUAGCAUUGUUGACAUCAUGUAUCUUUGUACUGUGAGGAUGUGACUAGUUUGUGGGAUAGCCAAAUUCAGCAGGGCAGGGUGGUGCAUGCCAUUAAUAGAAGCACCUGGAACCAAAGGCAGGAGGAUCACAAGUUUGAGGAUAGCUUGAAGAAUGUCUCCAGGGGGGGAAAAAUGCCAAAGAUAGCUGCUUUUCGUGUUAUUUUCAAAAUUGUGAACUUUUCUAUAGCAGCCUUAUAAAAGGAAAGCCUUCCAUGUCCUGCGGUUGGAGGGGCAUUUCACAUUGACUGUUACAGAACCCUUUUGAAGACAGACCAAAAGUUUUCAUUCAUACUUUGCCCUUCUGCCAGGCAGCAGGUUCAGUUUAAAUGGGAGGUGGGGAGAUUUCGAUGCCACAGUUGUGUAUGAGAUGAAGAUGAAAUCGAAAUGAAAUAGGCUGGUUGCACAAGCAGAGGUUGUAGGUUUUGCCUGUCUACAGGCGUUACCAAUCCCCUCUGUGAUGCUGCCAACCACUUACAGUCUGGUCCUCCUACUGCGCACUUAGUCUCCUGGGUGAUAAGAGGGUCUGAGCAGGAGUCCGCAGUGGGCUCUAGUAACGAGACACGGGAAUUGGUCUUGUCAGCUGCAGGGAGCACAUUGCUACUGAUAGGCGGUGCCUGAUUUGUGCUACAAUCAAAAGGUUGUGAGGCUGAGACUGUCGUGGGAAUACAUUGUCAGUGACGUUGUGGCUUCAUAAAGCCAUGAACUGCCCUUUCCCUGAGCUUGCAGAAUAAGAAAUGUGUACAUUGAAAAUGAGUACUCAGCUCUUUACAGUAUACCUAACUCUUGGAGAAUUAUCGUUGAAAAAUAUUUUUACACAUAUAUUCAGUUUCAAUAAGGUAGAGUGUUUAUAUAUAUUCAGCUUUUAUAGUAUGUCUGAUAUAGAGAAGCAUUAUUUUCCAAAGUAUUUUCUUAGCCAUAUUAAAGUAUAUAUUCACUUUUGAUUAAGUAAGAUGUAGGAUGUUUACUUACAGCAUUUGAUAGUGUAUUUUUAUAUCCUGCUUUUUACAAUAUAUCUUAAAUCCUGGAAAAGUAUUGUUUUCCUGAAUGAAGUUAGAAUCAAGGAGAACCUGCUUAAGGAACUGCACUAAUUCCUCUAAAUCUGAAUCAUGUGACAGCUAAAAAAUCUUCUACCUCUUCAGGACACAAGGACAGCACUCACAGCUGUGAAGGGAGCAAGCAUUUUUACAAAAUGAAGUCAGCUAUUUACAAACUCACUGUACUUAAUAGAGGCUAUUCUGAUUAGAGCAGCAAGUCUCAUCAGAAGCCAGCAAAGUGGUGCUUUGUGCAGAUGUGUUUGUAGACAUGCUAGUAAGUAGACACCAGAGUAACAAAGCAACUCUCCCCUCACAGUGCCUGCUGUGAAGGGAGAUCACGUCCCUGUUUACAGACUUCCACUUGAGAAUAGUCGCCCUAGUGAAGUUUAUCUGCCUCACACUGUAGAACAAUAAUGCAUGUGGUAAGUAAAACUGCUAAUGAGUAGACAGACUACUGCAGAACGAUUUAUAACAAUUCAGGUAGUGAGUGGGUGUGUUGUGUGCACACGUGUGUGGAGGUCCACCUAAGAUGUCUUGCUUCAGGAGCCAUCCACUUUGGUUUUUUGAUACAGGGCCUCAUGAGGAGCUAAGGCUCACCAAUUAGGCUCAGCUGGCUGACCAGUGACGCCCAGGGACCCAUGGGGCCCUGUAUCCUUUGCGUUGGCAUUAAAAGCAGGCGCCACAUCACCCGGCUUUUUUAUGUGGGCUUUGGGAAACUUGGAACUCAGGUCCUCACGCUUGCACGGCAGGUACUUUACUGACUGAGUCGUCUCUCCAGCCCAUCAAGUCUUUUUGAAAAGGGAGAAAUGAUGACUGAAUUUUAAUCUGCACUGGUAUAUUAAUUUAAUAAAUCUAAAAUCUUAACUAUUCUAAAAAGAACUUGCACAUUUUAUAGGAAUUAAUUAAAGUAAUUAAAGCAGUUUUUAAAAGGAGAUAGUAGUACUGAUUUCAGUGUUGGAAGGAAAGCUCUUUAAUGCGCUGUUCAUGUAUACAUACUUUUCUCAAGACUUGAAUGUCCUCUCCCAAAUGUAUGUAUCAUUAUGCGCCUGAAGGCUAGAAUAUACCGCAGUGAUUCCGUUAGAGAAAGGACAUUCUCUAACAGUCUUAGGUGCUAGUAGCCCGUGGGUGCUGGGCUUCCAUUCUCACUCUGGUUGGUACGCACACCCAUGCUUGCACUGUUUAGGUGACAGGUUAUGGGUGGAGAGAGUGUUGAAUGGGAUUGUGCAUACACACACAGUAGUGCAGCCUCUUCUUCUCAUGUGGUGAUCCACAAUAGACACCUUUCUGGUCGAUAUUUACAGAGCUAACUAGCCUCAAGUAAUUCGUAUGAGCCAUGUGUUUGCAGCCCAUUCUUCAGCAGUCAUUGUUCAGGUUAGCUUUACCAUCAACGAGGUCAGGACACAGGUGUUGCCGCGUGUUGGCGUUUCUGCUUCUGUAAAGCAGGUGAAUUCCUGCCAGUUGAAUCCUUGCCUUAACAUAGUAGAUUUGAAAUGUACUUGGUGCCUUAUUGCUUUUGUGUAAAGCUCGUGAAUGUGUGUGCGUUUCCCAACUCUUGUCAACCAGGACUGAAAACAUGCCUUCCAUUUGCACUACCUUAACUGCCAGCAAGGCUGAGCAUCUCCCGGGCCUAUGGGACAUUUGAGCUUUGUUUCUGUGAAUUGCACAUUGUUAUCGGUCUCCCUUUGUAAAAUUGGAGUUGUUUUUUGAGACAUUUGUAGAAGCACAGCUAGACGAUCAUAUUACCACAUUAGCAAUUUAUUGUCUUAGUCUGGCAUAUGUCAUUUGCCCUUGCUUAUAUCAAAGUGUUGUUUUCUGAAGGGCCAGACAGUAUUGCAAGCUUUGGGGGCCUGUUUUCAUGUGACCUUUGCAGCAUGGAAGUGCAUCGUUUGAACCAGUGGUUCUCAGCCACUUCUACCGCAUCCUCGUAGACAAUUGCCGAUGUCCACAGGCAUUCUUGUUUGUCACUUUAAAGAUGGUUGCUGCUUGUGUCUAGUGGGCAGAGGCCGAAAGAGAUCCUUCUCAGUGUCUUGUGAUGCACAGCACAGCCCCCAAAGAAAAUGAUGUCAGUUACGUUCCUGGCCAAACAGCACUGGAUACCACUGUGUCAAUAAAACAUUCACAAAGCAAGCAGCUGGCAUAUUGUGCUUGUAGAUGUAGUUUCCUCACCUUAUUUUAAAUGGCUUUUGUCUGUAUGCUGCUUUACUGGUUUUGUUCUCAAUUAUCUUUUAUCCCAACUAGUUUUCUGUAUUUUAUGGCCUUAAAUCUUCCUUCCUAAAAAUACAGAGGAUCAAUAGCAUGUGUGUAACGACCACCCAGUAUUUUUGAAACAUGGGUUUUUGUUUGUUUAGUUUUGGUUGAAAUUACAUAAAAUAAACAUCGUUUCAGAAAAAUA